This is a messenger RNA of Aspergillus nidulans FGSC A4, 273 nucleotides long. RefSeq lists its product as uncharacterized. The record is from RefSeq and is a predicted model, not a curated record. The coding region runs from base 1 to 273 and encodes 90 amino acids. The transcript has 4 exons. Lineage: Eukaryota; Fungi; Ascomycota; Eurotiomycetes; Eurotiales; Aspergillaceae.
AUGACGCCUCCUCUGGUUCCCCCUGCUCAACCCGGUGACACCAAUUUUGGACUAAUCCCAUUCUCUGCGAGGAGACUCGAGCUAGACUGGAACAUUUUCGCAGCCUUGGAUGGCUCCCCCCAAACUUCAAGCCCAAGACCCUGGAAGGUCUUGCUGUUAUCAAAUAAUAUUAGCGGAAAUGUGAUGGUAUCAGUCUGCUAUCACGAUAUCAAGCUCUUCUAUCUCAAAGACCCGGAUAAACCAAAUUCUUCAUGCACGGCGAUUAUCAACUAG